This is a messenger RNA of Anolis sagrei ordinatus, 3799 nucleotides long. It is a transcript of the gene TM9SF3, whose product is annotated as transmembrane 9 superfamily member 3. The record is from RefSeq and is a predicted model, not a curated record. Lineage: Eukaryota; Metazoa; Chordata; Lepidosauria; Squamata; Anolidae. Gene Ontology annotation, biological process: protein localization to membrane. Gene Ontology annotation, cellular component: membrane.
GCCGUAAGUCGCGGUGGUUCCGGCGUGCGCCCGGAUGACGUGGCGGGAACGGCGGAAGCGGCGCCUCCUUUUCUUCGGCGGAGACGGGGAUGGCGCCGGCGGGGUUCCUGUGGUGCGUGGCGGCCCUGCUGGUCGUGCGAGGCCGCGCCGACGAGCAUGAGCACACGUACCAAGAUAAAGAAGAAGUUGUUUUAUGGAUGAAUACCGUAGGACCAUAUCACAAUCGCCAGGAGACAUACAAAUACUUCUCUCUUCCCUUCUGUGGUGGAUCAAAAAAAAGCAUUGGUCAUUAUCAUGAAACACUGGGAGAGGCACUCCAAGGAGUUGAACUAGAGUUCAGUGGUCUGGACAUUAAAUUUAAAGAUGAUGUAAUGCAGACCACAUACUGUGAAAUAGACUUGGAUAAACAAAUAAGAGAUGCUUUUGUUUAUGCUAUCAAAAAUCACUAUUGGUAUCAGAUGUAUAUAGAUGACUUGCCAAUAUGGGGUAUUGUUGGUGAGGCUGAUGAAAAUGGUGAAGAUUACUAUCUCUGGACAUAUAAAAAACUUGAAAUAGGUUACAAUGGAAACAGAAUUGUGGAUGUGAAUCUUACUAGUGAAGGGAAAGUCAAAUUGGUUCCCAACACCAAAAUCCAGAUGUCUUAUUCUGUGAAAUGGAAAAGGUCAGAUGUGAAGUUUGAAGAUAGGUUUGACAAGUACCUUGACCCCUCUUUCUUUCAACACAGGAUUCAUUGGUUUUCAAUCUUCAAUUCCUUCAUGAUGGUCAUUUUCCUGGUGGGCCUGGUUUCUAUGAUUUUAAUGAGGACACUGAGAAAAGAUUACGCACGAUAUAGUAAAGAAGAAGAAAUGGAUGAUAUGGAUAGAGAUUUGGGUGAUGAAUAUGGCUGGAAGCAAGUCCAUGGAGACGUCUUCAGACCAUCUAGUCAUCCUUUAAUAUUUUCAUCCCUUAUUGGUUCUGGCUGCCAAAUCUUUGCGGUGUCUUUCAUUGUGAUCAUUGUUGCAAUGCUGGAGGACUUGUACACAGAGAGAGGAUCAAUGCUAAGUACCGCUAUUUUUGUUUAUGCUGCAACAUCCCCAGUGAAUGGCUACUUUGGAGGAAGCCUUUAUGCCAGGCAGGGAGGAAGGCGGUGGAUAAAGCAGAUGUUCAUUGGGGCAUUCCUUAUUCCUGCAAUGGUGUGUGGUACUGCCUUCUUCAUUAACUUUAUUGCCAUUUAUUAUCAUGCGUCAAGGGCUCUUCCUUUUGGAACAAUGGUGGCCGUGUGCUGCAUCUGUUUCUUUGUUAUUCUUCCUUUGAACCUUGUCGGCACAAUACUUGGGCGAAACCUUUCAGGUCAACCUAACUUUCCUUGUCGAGUUAAUGCUGUCCCUCGUCCAAUCCCAGAGAAAAAAUGGUUUAUGGAACCAGCUGUUAUUGUUUGCUUGGGUGGGAUUCUUCCAUUUGGAUCCAUUUUCAUUGAAAUGUAUUUUAUAUUCACCUCCUUCUGGGCUUACAAGAUCUAUUAUGUUUAUGGCUUCAUGAUGUUGGUGCUGGUUAUACUCUGCAUUGUAACUGUGUGUGUGACAAUCGUCUGUACAUAUUUUCUACUGAAUGCAGAGGAUUAUAGGUGGCAAUGGACAAGUUUUCUAUCUGCUGCUUCAACUGCAAUCUAUGUUUACAUGUAUUCCUUUUAUUACUAUUUUUUCAAGACAAAGAUGUAUGGUUUGUUUCAGACAUCAUUUUACUUUGGUUAUAUGGCAGUAUUUAGCACAGCCCUUGGAAUAAUGUGUGGAGCUAUCGGCUAUAUGGGAACAAGUGCCUUUGUUAGAAAAAUCUACACCAAUGUGAAAAUUGACUAAGGAAACUGAACCAUGGAGCAGUUAACCUGUGGGGCUGGGGUGGGGACAGAGUAUAUAUAAACUUGCACACCAAAAAGCGCAAGAAGAAAAUUGUGUGUUUAACACUGGGCACUCUGUGGGUCUCUCUCUUUCUCUCUCUCUCUCUCUUAUGGAUCAUUUAAAGCAACACCUCCUUUCAUUGAUCCUCGUUCUUACUGACUUCCUCCAACUCUUCGCAACCAAUGCUUGGAUUGUAUUCAGUAGGUAUUUCCACAGUACAUGCUAAUCCCCUCCCCCUCCCCCCAAAUAGCUCAGAAAGAUGAAAUAGACUAGCUCUCUUCAGUGAAGAGGACAAACUGUAUUUAAGCAUAUGUUACAUUCAAUUUAAAAGGAAAGUGAAACACAUGGAUCCUUAAAAUAUCAAAUUAGUUACUGGUACUUUAAUUCCUGUUCUGGAAGGAUUUCAUCACCCCAGGGUUUAGUGCUGUUUGACUGGGUGAAGAAACUCUUGGAAGUUCCAGGAUAACUUGCAAUAUCAGCUGCUUCAAAACCCAUGUAUUUGUUAAAAACGCAAAUGUUUGCAUGCAAUAUCCGUUUAAUAGGACCUACUUUCCAUUUGCUCAUUAUAAAAGGAAUAUCCAGCUAUAUCUGAGAGCCAUCUCAAGAAACUUAAGUACAGAGGUGGAACUCGGCAGUGCAAUUUUUGUACAGUCAGCGAGCAGAAAUUAAGACGGUGCAUUCUGUUUUUAUUCAACACCUGGAAGUCUCAAUUUAAAAUAAUAAUAAUAAUAAUAAUUGAAUGUCUGCAAUGAUUUAUUUCUUUUCUUAUUUCCUAAUUCAACCACCCACCCCCAGUUUGGAGUGUUUACUUGAUGAUUUAAAAGGGGUAACAAGUGUAUAAAACGUUUAAUGAUGUAACUUAGAUGUAGCUCCCAAAUGUAUUUGGAUGUACAGAUUUACUAAAGAAUACUUUUUUCUGAUGAUUCAGUGUAAAAAAAUGUGUGAAUUUAGGUGGCUUUUUACAUCUUGCCUGCUGUUGCAUGAAAUGUCGGGGGGUUUCCUUGCAAUAUGUGUGUCAUGUUUUCUGUUUCCCGGAGCUCUUUCAAAAGCAAAUACUUGUAAUUUAUAACAGUUUAAUUUUUUUUUUGUUUAGUUUUCUCUGGACACUUGUGUAAUAAUACCUAAAGCAGCCCGGCUUCAAGUGUUCAUACAAUUUAAAAUAAAACUUUUCAGACCAAUGUUCUGAUUGUGAAAAAAAACAGACAUAUUUGCAGUUUGAAGUUUUUUUAGCAGAACAUCAGAACGCCUGAUUCUAAGCAAAGCUCUUAAUAUAUUCUUCAGAGGACAAAAGCCAGAUGUUUUUUGACACUCCCGAUUCAGAGUGCUCUGAACCUCUUGAAUAUGGGUGAGGAACCAAUGAUCUCCAGUUAACGUUCGACUGAAGCCCGUAUCACGGCCUUUAUGCUUGUGACAAAUGGGUUAGAGUUCAACAAUAUCACGAGAAGCACUGGUUCCCAACUCCAAAACAAUUGGACUGAUGUAUGAGAUGCUGCAUUGCAUGUAGUGAAAAGUGGUGGACUAGGGAGACCAAGGGCCGCCAUUUUCUGAAAGUUAUAAAACUUUGAUGCUGCAGAGCCUUCCAAGUUUCUUGUUUUAAAGAAAUUUUUCAGGUAAAUUUUAGCAUGUUUCCUCAAGCAAAGCCCGAUACCAAAUAAAUGAAGGUAUCCUCAAAAGGCAAGUAACUGUGAGGAGGAUUUGUUAAUCCUUAAGCAAGUGAGUGUGUAUGUGUGUUGAGUGUAAAACAAAGCGUUGUUUUUCCUAAGGUAAGUUCACUGGAGACUUAUUUUCACAUUGUGCAAGAGAAAUAAAUACAAUUUUACAGUAAAUGAACUGUAGCUGAUUAUAUUCUGUUAUAUGUGUAGCCAAAUUCCAUGGUAUUCUUCUCCUGUCUAAAUGGACAGAUAUUAAACGAUUUUGGCCCUCUG